Messenger RNA from Photinus pyralis (common eastern firefly), 1509 nucleotides. RefSeq names its product facilitated trehalose transporter Tret1-like. Bases 7 to 1323 code for a protein of 438 amino acids. Gene Ontology annotation, cellular component: membrane. Lineage: Eukaryota; Metazoa; Arthropoda; Insecta; Coleoptera; Lampyridae. Gene Ontology annotation, biological process: transmembrane transport. The record is from RefSeq and is a predicted model, not a curated record. Gene Ontology annotation, molecular function: transmembrane transporter activity. The transcript is spliced from 2 exons.
ACAAACAUGCUAAAAGGGCUCUCCCUGCAGUAUUUCGUGGUCGGAUCAGUGUUCCUCAAUAUGAUCAACAGCGGACUGCAUGUCAGUUGGACAUCGCCCUUCUUGUCCCAGUUGGAGAGCGACCCAAAUGUGGGACUAACAAAGGAUGGCGGUUCGUGGAUAGCGGUCGGGUUUACGAUAGGGGGAACGAUGGGUGCAGUGAUUUCUGGAGGGUUGAUAGAGGCGCGCGGACGAAAGGGGGCUAUGGUGGUAUCGGCCAGUCUGUCAAUUGUGUCCUGGUUGGUUCUGGCAACCGUGCGAUUGGGUUACGGGUUGUUUUUGGGGAGGUUAAUUGCGGGUAUCGGUAACGGAAUCGCCUCGGUCGUAAUUCCGGUGUAUCUAACGGAAGUGUGCGAUUCACCCGUCGGACGAACUUCAACGUCUCUCCUGAACACUCCAUUUUUUAUUGGUGCCUUAGUGGUAAACGUAUCGGGGUACUGCUGGAGUUUAACUGUCGUGUCUCUUUUCUGUGCUUUUCUACCGCUAGCGUUUUUGGUGAUGUGCCAAUGGUUACCCGAAUCACCAGUGUACCUAGCAAAAGUGAAUGCUUCCAAUUUGAAGGAGGUGACCUACCAAAUUAAGGGACAGGGAGACGCUGAGCCGACCACAUACCCACAUUUCCCAUUCAGUAGGUUGUUCACCGAUAAAGCCUAUCGCAACUCCCUUAUUAUGUGCAUGGGGGUAAUUGUUGUGCAGCAGUGCAGUGGAAUCGUGCCGCUUAUGUUCUACACCCAAACCGUUCUUUUCGAGAACAUUGAAGAUCUGCCCCCCGUUACGUUUGCGGUAAUUUUUUACCUGGCCCUCAUUGCGGUGUCAAUUGUGCCAACCAUUGCCAUCGGGCAAGACGAUCGCCUCCUGAAACCACCAGUGAUUGGUGUUGGUUUGUGCUUGCUAAUGGAAGGCAUCUAUCUGUACGUCGUACAUAAACACUUGAGCACGGAAAUUGGGUACCCAUGGGUAAAAAUGGGGAUAAUUCUAUUUUUUGUUAUUUGCUAUUGUCUGGGCUUGCAGACGGUACCGUUCACGUUGAUAGACAUCCUUUUCCCAAUACAUGCCAAAGCAGCAGCUACUUGCGUCUGUGUCGGUUUCCUAAAUUGUGUGGCAUCGGUAAUAGUUAAACUUUUUCAGUUCCUUUUUGACAACCAUGACAUGUACGUCCCGUUCGUUAUGUGCGCAAGUUUUUCUUUUGUAAGUCUGGUGUUUGUAACUUGUUUCAUCUCUCGGGUGAACCGUGGAGAAGUAGGGAGUGAUCUAGAACUAAGAGAAAACGUAGUCCCAGCGUAGCUGUUGCUGUGUCUUUUGAUGAGUACUCGUGUCGUGUAACUAGAUGGAAACCAAAGAGUGUAUUUAAUAAUAGCUCGUUUAUUUGAAUUGAACACUACAGGCUGACUGCCUCGAAACGUCCAUCGAAAUCUGCCACCCGGUAGUAAGUGAGACGAAGCUGCCUCUGUUACUACUAAGGCAACUGUU